Messenger RNA from Ailuropoda melanoleuca (giant panda), 2413 nucleotides. RefSeq names its product somatostatin receptor 5 (gene SSTR5). The transcript has a single exon. The coding region runs from base 1 to 1098 and encodes 365 amino acids. The record is from RefSeq and is a predicted model, not a curated record. Gene Ontology annotation, cellular component: neuron projection; plasma membrane. Gene Ontology annotation, biological process: neuropeptide signaling pathway; cellular response to glucocorticoid stimulus; regulation of insulin secretion. NCBI's taxonomy places the organism in Eukaryota, Metazoa, Chordata, Mammalia, Carnivora, Ursidae. Gene Ontology annotation, molecular function: somatostatin receptor activity; neuropeptide binding.
AUGGAGCCUCUGUUCCCGGCCCCCACGCUGGCCGGCUGGAACACCUCCUCAGCGGCCACCAGCGCGGGCGGUGAGAACGGGACGCUGGCGGGGCUGGCGCCCUCGCCGGGGGCCCGCGCGGUCGUGGUGCCCGUGCUGUACCUGCUGGUGUGCGCGGUGGGGCUGGGCGGCAAUGCCCUGGUCAUCUACGUGGUGCUGCGCCACGCCAAGAUGAAGACCGUGACCAACAUCUACAUCCUCAACCUGGCCGUGGCUGACGUGCUGCUCAUGCUGGGGCUGCCCUUCCUGGCCACGCAGAACGCCGUCUCCUACUGGCCCUUCGGCCCCGUCCUGUGCCGCCUGGUCAUGACGUUGGACGGCAUCAACCAGUUCACCAGCAUCUUCUGCCUGACCGUCAUGAGCGUGGACCGCUACCUGGCCGUCGUGCACCCCAUCCGCUCCACGCGCUGGCGCCGCCCCAGGGUGGCCAAGCUGGCCAGCGCCGCAGUCUGGGCCUUCUCGCUGCUCAUGUCCCUGCCGCUGGUGGUCUUUGCGGACAUCCAGGAGGGCUGGAACACCUGCAACCUCAGCUGGCCGGAGCCCGUGGGCCUGUGGGGCGCCGUGUUCAUCAUCUACACAUCCGUGCUGGGCUUCUUCGGGCCGCUGCUGGUCAUCUGCCUCUGCUAUCUGCUCAUCGUGGUCAAGGUGAAGGCGUCGGGCGUGCGCGUGGGCGCCUCGCGGCGGCGCUCCGAGCGCAAGGUGACCCGCAUGGUGGUGGUGGUGGUGGUGGUGUUCGUGGGCUGCUGGCUGCCCUUCUUCAUCGUCAACAUCGUCAACCUGGCCUUCGUCCUGCCCGAGGAGCCCGCCUCCGCCGGCGCCUACUUCUUCGUGGUCAUCCUGUCCUACGCCAACAGCUGCGCCAACCCUGUGCUCUACGGCUUCCUCUCCGACAACUUCCGCCAGAGCUUCCGGAAGGUUCUGUGCCUCCGCAAGGGCCACGGUGCAGAGGACGCAGAUGCCACGGAACCACAGCCCGACAAGGGCAGCCGGCUGCAGGAGGCCACGCUGCCCGUGCGCGGCUCCGAGGCCAACGGGGUCAUGCAGACCAGCCGGCUGUGAGGGCCGCGGGCGGGUGGCUCCCGGUGGCGUCUGGAUUCCCUGCCGGGCAGAGCCUUCCGCCACCAUUCAGAGGCCUGCUGAGGUGCGCCCUGCAAUGGCCUGGAUUCUCUGCAUGGUGUGAAGACCGGCGGUCUGGGGCGAGGCCGUGCCUGGUCCUGCAGUGAUGAGCUGCUCUCGCCGUGGAGGAUGCAAGGGAGUGGGUGGGAGAGGCCAGGUGUCCCGGGCAGUGCUCGGGGCAUCUCGACCUUCUUAUCCUGCCCCUGGCCUGUGCCAGCCUGCCAGGCUGGGGAUGACCACCGGUGUCAGCUGGGGAGCGCUUGCCUCUGCUGUCUGGUCCCCCGUGCCUUCUCACAUCAGUCCUGUGUCACCUGGCCCAGUUGAGUGUGAGUCUGCGAAAUUAAAGACAGCUGGAUGUGCUGGGCUCCCUGGACCAGAAACUGUUGACUCUGGGGGUGGCAGAUAAAGGGGGGAAGUGGUGCACGGCCCACUGGGGCAGGCUGGGACCCCAGAGGGGACGUCUGGGACUACAGAGCUCUGUUGUUGCCUUUGGGAUCCCCCCGCUGCCCACCCCCCAGCCACUGGCUGGCCACAGUCAUGGUUGGCUCCAUGGUGGGAGGCGGUUGGGAAAGCGGCUAGCAAAGUGUGGCUGAAUUGGGGGUAGAGAGUCGGCCCCCCAGCCUUCUGGGUCCCCAAGGCAUCGGAGAGGCCGUCCUGGGGAGGGGGCAGGCACCCACAACUAUCUCUUCUGCUUUGUCGGGGGCUCUGGCGUGGAGAGGGCGGGGGACAAGAGCAGACGAGAACUACCGAGAUUGCCGUGGGGGGGAGCAUCUCCUAACGCAAACAGCAGCCACUUGGAAGGAGCACCGUGUGGGUGUGUGCAAAUGCCAGCAAAUGCCAGGCCCCUGAGGGAUUCUUCGGUCCCCAGACGAGAACCGUCUCAUCCACCCCCGGGAGCGCCACCCCCUCCCACCGCCCCUGGCCUGUAGUGGGGUCCUAGAGAAGAAGCCAGCCCGAGAUUUGCUGGGGUCCCAUGUGCCUUGGGCCUCUGCCCAAGGCUGGAAGGAGAAGGACGAGAAUGUGGGGGCUCACUCGGCCUACAUACCCCCCCCCAUCUAGACAGCCGUGCCUGGUGCCACCCUGGCUCACGCUCCUGGGUCUGCCUGGAGCAGGACCUCCGACCCCCAGGAGGGGACAGGGAGCAGGUGCAUGCCGGGCAGGGGAAAGGCCUGGCCAGCGCGGCCUGGGCCUGCACUGACCCUGGACAGAGGCCAAGGCCUGGAAAUACGAUCGUGUAACGAGGACGCUUGUGUUUGAC